Bactrocera latifrons is the source of this 538-nucleotide messenger RNA. RefSeq lists its product as uncharacterized. The transcript is spliced from 3 exons. Lineage: Eukaryota; Metazoa; Arthropoda; Insecta; Diptera; Tephritidae. The record is from RefSeq and is a predicted model, not a curated record. The coding region runs from base 75 to 473 and encodes 132 amino acids.
UGUGUUCAUUUUGUUCACAAUUAAAAUAAAUUAAAGGUUCUAUAUGCAGCAGACUGUUGUCGAACACAUUAAGUAUGGAUGCAAUAAGCGAAAUUAAUGAAAAAUACUCGGCGCUGGAAGCAGAGAUCGACAGGCGGCUGGAAAAAAUCAAAGCUGAUGAAAAUAAAUUACAGAAAUUAGAGGAACAAAGAGCGAAAAAGACUUCGGCACAAUCAACUAAGGCACUCUCAUAUGAGGAAUCCAUUGAGAGAAACACGAACUUACUCAAGUCUUUGGACAUUGCGAAAGCGCGUUUACGUUCUCGCUCCACUUUCUCACCAGUUGAGCAAAUACUGGAAAAGGCCAUAGCGAAUUAUAAACGGGAAUUGGCAACGUCACGACAACAGUUAUCGUCACGCCUCGAGCAAGUGCAAAUUCACGAGUUGUCAUCGGGGGGACUAGACCCAACCAGAGCGGCUGAAGGAAGAAAGUAACGCGAGAAAAGGAAAGAACAACAUUGAAUAAUGAAACCAUAAAUUUAAUUACACUAUACAUAGUA